AUGGAAAACAAUGGUCGACCCUCGAAUGGGGUCUUGAAGCGAACACCGGCUGUCAGCGUCAGUCAACUUCCCGGCUCGCUGCCAAAGUCCCCAAUUCAAGCGGGCGUGGACUGCGAAGAAAUAGCUCGAUCCCACCUCCUAAAAUUACUCUCACUCUCGCCUGAAGAUCUCACAGAGUCAGCAGUGUGGAGAGACUUGCUGGCGUUGACUGGAACAUUCCGUACAUUCCACGGCGUAAAAAAUGUUGCUGAAGCAUGGACCAACACCUUUGGUCGUCAGAGUCCGUCUGAUUUGAAGUUGGUGCCGAACACAGCGAAGCUUUUAUCAGUGCUCGAUGUAUCGUCCUGGGUUGAUGCUCAAUUCACUUUCCAAACCUCAGGAGAUGGGCCUCCGCUGUCCUGCUCUGGAUAUAUCUCUCUUGUCCCAAACGACCAUGGACAGUGGAAAAUCUGGAUGAUCCGAACAAUCCUAGAUGAGGUCGCGGAUUACGGAAACGUCGAUGUUCUGGACCCAGAAAUCCCAUCGAGAGCCAUUCAAGACUCUGCUUAUGGCAAUCGAGAGAGGAGAGAUGGCCACAGCGACGGACAAGCCCAACAUUUUGAUGUCAUCGUGGUUGGCGGGGGUCAAGCUGGGCUUGGAGUCGGUGGACGUCUGCAGGCUUUGGGUGUCUCUUACCUGGUGGUUGACAAGUUCGGCACCGUUGGGGACAGACACUUGCCACUAUACCGGACCUACGACAGCUCAUACCCAGAGUUUCUGACAAAGGAGCAUAUCGCCCGAGGCCACAAGGAGUAUGUCAAGAGAUUCGGAAUUAAUGUUUGGCAAUCAACCGAGUUCGUGUCGAGUUCUUGGUCACCGGAACACAAGAUGUGGACCUGCAGCUUGAAUAGAGGCGGCGAAGAAGUCACCCUGACGACCUUCCAUCUAGAACAAUUCAAAGGAAUCGUUUUGCAUUCUUCCGAAUACCGUCACUCGAAUGAAUGGAAGGGCCUCCGUGGAGUUGUGGUGGGCUCAGCAAAUACCGCGCACGAUGUCGCGGACGACAUGUUGACUGCAGGACUUGCAUCGAUAACCAUGGUCCAGAGGGGCCGGGUGCUUCCUGCCGAGCACUACAUGGAAGUAACAAAAGCAUACUAUAACGCCGAAAUACCCACCGAGAGAGCUGACCGGGAGAAUUUUUCUUUCCCUGCCUCCAUUCGUCGCCAGAUCAUCAUGGCCUAUCUACACAGCAUGGCCCGGAACGAUAGCGAGCGGUUCGAUGCUUUGCAGAACGCCGGGUUCAACGUCGAGAGAUACGGAGACCUGAUGCACGUCCUGUUCGAGCGUCUGGGGGGCCACUACAUGGACGUGGGCACUUCUGCCAAAAUCAGCAGUGGACUGAUCAAAGUAAAGUCUGGAAGUGUGCCCACCCACUACACCCCCGACGGGCUUGCAUUCGACGACGGCACCGAGCUCAAGGCCGAUGUCGUCGUCUUCACGACAGGCUUCGUUCAGAACAUGCGCCAGAUAGCAGGCGAGAUAGUGGGACCACAGGUUGCCGAUCAGCUCGAUGAUUUCUGGGGAUUGGACGCAGAGGGAGAGCUCAGGGGAGCAUUCAAACCUGCCGGGCAUCCGGGGGUGUGGUUCACUGGGGGCGACAUCGGCAUUGCAAGGUAUUAUGGUCGUUUCAUUGCACUGCAGAUCAAGGCAGAGUUGAUGGGGACGCCUUUGAAGGUGUACAAUUCCUGA
Messenger RNA from Fonsecaea erecta, 1728 nucleotides. RefSeq lists its product as hypothetical. Bases 1 to 1728 code for a protein of 575 amino acids. The transcript has 9 exons. Lineage: Eukaryota; Fungi; Ascomycota; Eurotiomycetes; Chaetothyriales; Herpotrichiellaceae. The record is from RefSeq and is a predicted model, not a curated record. Gene Ontology annotation, molecular function: NADP binding; flavin adenine dinucleotide binding; N,N-dimethylaniline monooxygenase activity.